AUGAAGUCCAAGGAAGUCUCAAUAGACCUCAGCAAUAAAAUUCUGUUAGUAGAGAAAAGAAAGAGACGCGACGCGGCUGGACAGCAUCUUCCCUCCGCUUCUCACCUGGCUGUCUGGUCAGGAAGUGACGCAUUCGAUGCAUUUGCUCCAGUAGAUGUUGGGGUCGGCGAGACAGCUGCGAGUGAGGAGGCUGACAGCUCCGAGAAGCGCCCUGGCAGCGUGGCUGCACCCCGCACAGCUGACGGGAUGUUCGGCUACCGCUACGUUACGCGGCAACAACUGGCCGGCUUCGACCUAUACAAGUACAAUGCAGUCGAUACAAAUCCACUGUCUGUGUAUGUCAUGCAAAAUCUGUGGAACAGGAUAGUGAAGGCUGUUCCUUUGUGGAUUGCUCCAAAUCUGCUGACAUUCACUGGGUUUCUGUUGAUCCUAUUAAACUACUUCCUGUUGGCAUAUUAUGACUGGAACUACACAUCAUCCAGUUCGGGGUCUCGGCAUGCCCCUAAAUGGGUGUGGGGUUUGACUGGACUCACUACUUUCUCUGCUUAUGCUUUGGAUUCAGUUGAUGGAAAGCAUGCAAGGAGGACAUGCUCCAGCAGUCCACUUGGGGAGCUAUUUGACCAUGGACUGGAUAGCUGGGCCACCUCACUUUUUACACUUUCCUUUUUCUCGGUGUUUGGCCUCUCUGCUGAGAGGGAGGUGACACCUUUCACCCUCUACUACAUACUGUGCAUCAUCCUGUUUACAUUUAUGUUAUCCCACUGGGAAAAGUACAACACUGGGGUGCUCUUCUUGCCCUGGGGAUAUGACAUAAGUCAAGUGACAUUAACAGCUGUCUAUGUGCUGACAGCAAUAUAUGGUGUAGAAGCGUGGCACAAGCCUCUGAUGUUUGGCUAUUUCUUUGCGGAUAUAUUAAUAGCCAUGGUCAUUGGCUGCAGUGUAUUUCUGUCUCUUCCCCAGACUCUGUACAAUAUUUACCAAGCAAAGAAACUUGGAACCCUCCAAAGAAAUUCAAUUUCCGAAGGCCUCCUUCCUCUUUUAUCACCCACAUUGUUGUUCCUAUUAUUAACAACAUGGGCAAAAAUAUCACCAGAGGAUAUCCUUACUAAAAACCCCAGGAUUUUCUUGUGGAUGGUGGGGGUUACCUUCUCAAACGUUACAUGCAGGCUGAUUGUUUGCCAAAUGACCAAAACAAGGUCAGAAGUCAUUCACUGGCUGCUCAUUCCAUUAGCUGGGACUGUUGGUGCCGUUUACAUGGGGCUUGAGGUGCACUCUGAGUUUGCCUUAUUAACUGGGUUCACACUUCUGGUGACAGUAGCCCAUGUCCAUUACGGAAUCUGUGUGGGAAAGCAGCUGAGCGAAUAUUUCAACAUUUUCAUAUUUUCUUUGGAGAAACGACGUUUGGACUGAGCACAGUUGAAUGUCUGGGACAGUAUUUACAAAUUAAAUUGUGUCUAAUGGUGAAACCCCUGAAUGUCCAAAAGAGGAUAAAAAAUAUUCAAGAUGUGUUUUAAUUGUUUUAAUCCUGGACAGCUUAUUAUUUCUCAGGUAAGCAAUGACAGUUUAUUAUUAUGAACAGUAAUCAGGUAAAGACGUGACAACAAAAGAAACAUUUCAAAGCAGAGGGUCGCCUGUCCGCCUGCCUGCUCACCCCCGCCCUGAAGAGCGGCCCCCUGCCAGGAAUGCUGUGCUCUAAACUGACUGGGACACAAACUACAGGGCUGCUCUUUACUGUGGGCUCAGGAUUGUUGGAUCACCACGGUUCCCAUGGCUUUGCCUUAGUAAUUGUCGGUCGCAGUCGUGGUCUUUGUUUCCAGAGGUUUUUUUUUUUUUUUUAAAGGAUUCCCUUAGGGAUUCUUUUUUUUUUUUCCCCUCGCCACUGUGGGAUAGACGCAUGGAAAAAGAAAAUGGAUACUUGGGAACAAAUUAGGCAUAAGCUCAGCAACAGGUCAUUUAGUUGGAAUUUUGAUGGCCCCCUCCUAACCCAUUUCAGCUGAACUUUUCCUCAGGGUAUCUACUGGCAUCUUCUGAUGAAACUGGAGGUUCAGAAAUGCCAAAUUAAAAUGGAUUUGCAUCUGGCAUGAAGGGUAGUGCCCGCAGUGGUUUGGUAUCCCGUCUACAGCCGCUUCCAUUCUUCCACAAUAGUUUCAGUGCUGCAACCCUAAACCAGAAAAAAUGGGCUUGAGGAUGUCAUGUUAUGAAGAC
Erpetoichthys calabaricus (reedfish) is the source of this 2205-nucleotide messenger RNA. RefSeq names its product ethanolaminephosphotransferase 1-like. Gene Ontology annotation, molecular function: ethanolaminephosphotransferase activity. Gene Ontology annotation, biological process: phosphatidylethanolamine biosynthetic process. Lineage: Eukaryota; Metazoa; Chordata; Cladistia; Polypteriformes; Polypteridae. The record is from RefSeq and is a predicted model, not a curated record. The transcript has 11 exons. The coding region runs from base 1 to 1410 and encodes 469 amino acids. Gene Ontology annotation, cellular component: endoplasmic reticulum membrane; Golgi apparatus.